UGCAUUCUGGCUCUGCUUUUUAGUUGACCCAAUCCGUAUCGGCCAACGCAUCUCGAUCAAACAAAUCGCUCACUAAUAUUCACUAAAAGCAAAAAAAAAAAAAAUCGAAAACUUCAUUGAUGGCCAAGGUCUACGUGACGCUCUUCCGCAACGACGGCUUGCUGGAGGCCGCCCAAGCGCGCCCGUUCUUUGUGUUUGACGACUGGCACAUUGACGAGGCGCGCAGCCGCUGCCACGAGCGACUCUACGGCACGCCAAACUCAAAGGCCCGCCUGUUUACAGAUCUGGGCGUCCCGCUCGACGAUGUCGCGUUCAUUCCCGCCAAGCAGUCGGUCGUCGUCUCGUCGGGCGAGCCGUUUGUGCACAUGACCAUCCGCGAGCGCAUUGCUGCAGCCCAGCAGCAACAGCAGCAGCAGGAGCAGCUCCACCAGCUGCAGCAACAGCAGCACCACCACCAGGUCGUGUCUGCGACGCCGGUGGCCAACAACUUGCCCGUGACGACCUUCUCGGCCUCCCCGCUCACGACCCCGUUCGCCGAUGAGGAUGCUGCGGCGCUGUUUGUGCCAUCGCAAGGGCCUCUUGACGUGGGCGCGCUGCUUCCCGGCGAGGACAACCUGAUUGACACCAUCCUGAACGACAUGUACGCCCAAAACACGGCCGAGAACGCCGACUUUGGCUACCCGAUGGAGGAUGUCUUGAACCGUCUCGCCAACAACCUCGGCUCGUACCAGAACGAAGCCACCGCGUUUGCACAGCGUCUCUUUGAUCACUCGCAGGGCCACGAAAGUCAGCCCGUCACCGAGCAAGCCAUUCCAUACAUGCAAGCCCGCGCUCAACAGCAGCAGCAACAACAGCAGCAGCAACAACAACCGCAGAAACAACCCAGUCAACAGAGCCUCAUGGACGGCGACGAUGAAGUGUCCACUUGGACUGUCGAAGACGCUCAGCUCCAGAACAUUUUCGACAACAUCCAGUUCCCGACGGCCGAUUCUCCCGUGAGUGUGUUCAACCAGCAAACGUCGCCCAUUCAGUUUACCACCAUCCCGUUCUCGCCGCAAGACGCAUCGUACAACUCCACUCCGCGCCAGCAAGACAGCGGCGUCUCGUUCAGCUUGGGCAACGGCUUGCCCACCAAGACGUCUGCCAGCCAAACGACAACCACGCGACGCUCCACCGAGGCGCGGUCUCGCGAGAAGGUUCGCCAGUCCAUUGCCGAGCUCGUCCUGUCCGUCCCUGCUCUCGCUUCGCUUCAAAGCCCGUCCAAGGCGACCAUCAUCCGCAAGGCAACCGAGUAUGUAAACCAGACCAAGAAUGCCAACAACGCCUUGAUAAAGGAAAACCAGCAAGCACGCGCGGCCAUCAUCCAGCUCCAACAGGAGAAGCUGCGCGUCCAGCACUCUGUGCAGGUUUCGAACAUUAUGACUGUUGAAAUCACCGACCCUGACAUGCGCUACAUUUUCGUGGAUCACAUGUGGGAAAUUGUAUUGGGCUAUCCCAAGCAUGAAGUGAUUGGUCGCUUCUUGAAGGAAGUUGUCGGCUGCCCUACCUGCCCGUUGAUGCAAAAGAAGGCCGCCGACAUUCGGGAGAAUAUUGAGAAGGGCUCUGUCUGGACUGGAUACAUUCUUGGAAAGCGCAAAGACAACCGUCCAUUCGCGUGCGAGGCUACCAUCAACCCAGUCACUGACGCGACGGGCAAAAUCGUCCAGUAUAUUUGCACCCGCCGCAACUUCCACUUGCUGUCGGUCAAGGAGUGCCAGAAAGUGUGCGAGGACGUUGAGAAGACGCCUCGUCUGGAUAUCGGCAUGAAUCUCACUGGAGGCAUUGCGCUCACGGAAGAGUCGCUCGCCGCUCUGACUGUCAGCAGCGCGACUGGGCUCGAGUAUGAGGCGGACACGAUGAACUUGUGUCCGUUGGUGGCAGAGUAG
Messenger RNA from Capsaspora owczarzaki ATCC 30864, 1925 nucleotides. RefSeq lists its product as hypothetical. The transcript has 5 exons. The record is from RefSeq and is a predicted model, not a curated record. Gene Ontology annotation, molecular function: protein dimerization activity. Gene Ontology annotation, biological process: regulation of transcription by RNA polymerase II. Bases 120 to 1925 code for a protein of 601 amino acids. Lineage: Eukaryota; Filasterea; Ministeriida; Capsasporidae.